UUGAGUUCUGUUUUAAACCACAAUGCAAGCUUGGUAUUGUUUCAUAGUUAAGCGAAAUUCGUGGUGAGUUUCUCUGUUCUCCGUGACGAAGUUUUGAAUCAUGAGUGCUGAAAUAGAUACGCACAUAACGAAGAAGUAUGAAAUCAAGAAACGUUUGGGAAAAGGAGUAAGUAACUGGCUUUUAUCGUUGAGAUUUGGCGCAAUGCGCGCCAUGUUUCACUGCAAGUUAUCGAUUUGCCGGCGUGUUCGCUCUUACUAAGUUUCACGAUGUUUUUAGGCUUAUGGAAUCGUCUGGAAAGCUAUCGAUCGACGAACGGGAGAAGUCGUUGCCGUCAAAAAGAUUUUUGACGCUUUUAGAAACCAAACUGACGCUCAGGUAUGUGUUGUACAUAAAUUUUGCCGCGUGAUGUACUUUGGACGCUAUUUCUAUGAAAUAUUUGGAUCUGUAAAGAAGAGUACUCUCCUGUAUGAACCACUCGAAAUUACGGAAUUGUAAUUAUUACUCAUCAUUGUGUUUUACUUUGUAUUACAGAGAACCUUUCGUGAGAUUUGUUUUCUUCAGGUAUGUAAUUUAAAUAACUAGUGAAAAUUUUUCGUAGAGGAAGUUAUAUUUUUGUACCGCUGUAGUCUUUCAUUUUCUGCGCGAAAUGUUGAUUUCCGUGUCCUGUGUUUAUUCCAGGAAUUUGGAGAUCACGACAACAUCAUCAAACUGCUAAACGUAAUAAAAGCAGAUAAUGAUAAAGACAUCUACCUGGUUUUUGAAUAUAUGGGUAAGUUAAUUUUUGAAUUAAUUGUGAGUUUUGAAUCCCAAUCAUAGAAUUUGUUCAUUCAACUUUAGUGUUUUAGUUGAAACUAUGAUUUUGUGAUACAUAUAUGAUUUUUAUGAACCGACAUUAAGUUGAGCCUUGGAAUAUUCCAGUUCAUAUUGCUUAAAAUCAGACAUUUCGUCCAGGGCCAAUAGCCGACUCGUUUAGCUUAUGCUAAAAUGGGAUCGCGUCUGUUUCCUAUCGUGUUUUGGUAAUUUGCAUGUUCGGCCUCCUUCGAUUAUAUUGAGUAAUUUCCUUCGCUCUAGUUCUCUUAGUUUAGGUGAGCAUGCCGAGUAUCUUAGUUUCAGAGCCGAUAUUCGAGGAAGCUAGUAUAAUUCUAUGACCUAACACUAAAUAAUACACAACUUUCUACGUGAAAAGAAUGAAAUUUGUUCACCAACGAUGAAGCAUCGUGCUUUUUUAUUAAUCAUAACAUUCGGUAAUCCGUGCAAUUCAUUAUACUCUUGAAUUCGUGACAGAUAAAGAAGAAAAGCAAAUUAACAAUAUGGUAUUUUGAGGGAAUGUCUGGUUUCUGACAUUUUCAAUAUUAUGUAUUUUGGUGUGCUAUUUAUUCAUAUUUCUAGAACUUGUGUAUUGUGAUUUGAACGUUUAAUAUUCAUAAUUCUUAAGGGGUUUGGAUUAACUCAUCCCUUUGGAAAUUGUACAAAAACUUGUGGCUGCACGAGUGAUUCAGUGCACAAGUGUGAUUGGACUAGAUCUAUUUUCAGCUUGCAAGUCAGUAAUUUUAACAUUAAUUUCUCUAAGUUUUAAGAGUACUCCACCUAAAGAGCAAGGGUAAUACAAGUUUAUGAACUUUCUUUCAGUUGUCAAACUUUCAAGCACAGUUCGAUUUGGAUUGCAAAUUUUCUUCAUCUAUUAUUAUGAUUUUUAAGUGCAUGGACAUGAAAUGCUUGUAUGAUGAACUAUCCUAAAGACAGAACCAUUUGUAACCUUUUUCUCUAUUUUAGUCCCUAAUAGCUUUUCAAAUUGUCAUUUUUGCAUUCCAUUUCACAGCUUUGUGGUCAAAUCCUAGUGUUAGCACCUGUAAGCCUUAUGGUACAUCACUUACAACUAUGAAAGGAUGUAGGAAUUUUGACCAGUGAUUUACAUCAUCAGUUGAAAUAGUUAACACAUUUAUAUCAAAAUUAGGAAUUAGCUGUGUUUUUUACACUUUUGAUUUUACUGACAGAUACUGAUCUUCAUAAUGUAAUAAAGAAAGGAAACAUUCUUAAAGAUAUACACAAAAGAUAUAUUAUGUAUCAGGUAAGGUACUUCAGUUUAAUAAAUUAGUAUAAAGUUUAUUUCAGGUGGAAAACAGUGGUAACUUCUCCUGAAGAAGACACUGAGGAAUCAUAAUAUUGUAUCAUUUAAAUUUCUAUCCAUUUCAAUUCUUAAUAUUAAGCGGGAAAUUGUACCUGUCAGAGUUGGGUUUAUUAACUUACCUCAUACAUUUAUUGAAGACCAUUAUGGCAAUUAUUUUGAAGAGUAGAACUCUUGCAUAAAUCUAAGUGCUCUAAAUGGCUGAAGAUCUUUGAAGAACUUUUCCCAGAAGCUUUUAAUUAACUUAAUUUAUCGUCAAAGGAAGGCAUCAAGCGUGAUGUGCUUUUCUCGCCAAUGAUCAAUAUUGUUUGAGAGUUUUCUGUAUUGUUCAAUGGUCAUAAGACAAAAUUCUCAUUUUAAAAUCUACUCUGAAUUUUUUGUGCUUUCAUUCUCUGGAUACAAACAUUAUUUUGUACUCACAAAACUUUGAAAAUCAUCUUGAAGGUUAAAUUUAAAAUCUUGAUGUAUAGUUGGAAAUUAUUAUCUCAUUAUAUGAGGAGCUGUUUAACAUCAGUGGACAUUAUAUUUAUCAUAACGUACUAGUCAUUUUUAAGAUGAACAAAUGUGCCUUCACAUGUAAGAAUUUAUGGAUUGCUGAUCAUGAUUUAUUCUGUUCUUGGCAAGUUGUAACAUCUUUGGAAUGUUUUGGAUGGUGGUAUUAUUCGCCCCUUUAAUGGUAAUUAGUUCCUUCUGUGACAUCAGGAGGGAGAACCCUUCCAUUUUAUCAGCAGUAUAUUGGAUAUAUGGUUUGUAAUAUUGUGAUUAUUUGUGCUGCAGAUAUUUAGGGCAGUUAUGUACCUACACUCAGGAAAUGUCAUACACAGAGAUCAAAAGGUAUGAUAAUAAUUCAUAGUACAUCUUCCUAAUUUUCAUAUUUGUUCUGCAAAGCUGAGUGGUAUUCAAAAGAUUUUUUUGGCUUAACAUGCAGGGGAAAGUAUGCUGAAAAAUUAUAGUAUAACAUGUAACUUUUCAAAAUGUAAUUCAUCAUCCACCAGCAAAUAGGGGUUAUAGUAGGGAGAGGUUGUUGAUGGAAUACCAAAUUCUCUUCAUAUAUAUAUAUAUAUAUAUAUAUAUAUAUAUAUAUAUAUAUAUAUAUAUAUAUAUAUAUAUAUAUAUAUAUAUAUAUAUAUAUAUAUGUAUGGAGAUGUAUGGCAGCUAGAAGAAAGAAACUUUAAUCAGACUGUGGAAGUUGAUGGGAUUAAAAUUAUCUCAGGAUUUGUUUAAAAAGGCUUGGCAAAUGAGUCGAAAAGCAAGUUUACAAGGUAUUCUUAAUUUUCUUUCAGCCAAGUAAUGUCCUCCUGGAUUCAGAGUGUUUUGUUAAGGUAAGUCAUAAAUUUUUAUCAAAUGUUGCAAGAUUUCCAGCUAGAAUGGUAGGAAUAAACUAUGAUUUAUGAUGUACUCCUUCUUUCGCAUAUUCAUUCACAUUCAUUCUAAUAUACAGAUGUAGUGCUGUUGUUGUUUUGUUGUGUUUAUAUACUCAAAGAAUAUUUUACUGUAACAUGCCAGGUUCGUUGAAUGAAAAUAGCAAGGAUGAAAAAUACUCAUUUUAGGCAGGAUUCAUAGUAUUUCUAUUUACCUGAUUGAUUGAUUUGCACGUUGCAGAUGUGUGACUUCGGUCUAGCUAGAUCAGUUACCAGUAUGACGCAAGAAGCUGGUGAUCCAAGUUUAACAGAUUAUGUGGCAACACGCUGGUACAGAGCUCCUGAAAUUCUGCUAGCAUCACCAAGGUAAAGCAAGAGAAUCUCUUCAUCUUUAAUAAGUUCAAGAGCUUUAACUUCAUAUUUCUAAACCUGUCUGACAUAGUGUUAACUACAAUCAUUGUAAAAAUUAUUUUAUCCUUUCUUCCUCUCAGGUAUACAAAGGGUGUAGAUAUGUGGUCUCUAGGAUGUAUUUUAGGAGAGAUGCUUUUAGGUAAGUUCAAAAUCUGUCACUUGAAGAACUUACUUGAUGCUCACCUCUCUCCUCUCAUUGUCAUUUUUUCAGCUGAAUUUUUUUCUUCGUUCAUUAUCCAAAAGCUUUAGUGUGGCAUUCAAAUUAUCACAGUCAGUCAAUUGUAUGUGAAAUACUGGUAAUUCAGUUUAAGGCUUGGCUUCCAUUCAGUUAAGAGUAUCUGAACCACCCAAUUGGAGUAGAGGGAAAUUCUAACUUGUAUUUGUUUUUGUAAAAACUGAAGAAGAAAUCAUCUUUACCCAUACUGUAUUUUGCAUUUUUUCUUAACAAUUGUACUAUGGUUGCAGGGAAACCAAUAUUUCCAGGAACAUCAACUUUAGAUCAAAUAGAGAAAAUUAUGACAAUAAUCCCCACACCAUCUAGACAAGGUAAUGUUGCUGUUGGCAAAAUCUCUCAUUUCUGCGAUAGUGUGAAAUUGCAGUUUGUUGUCAGUGUUAGCUAAUGUUACACCCACGGUUUUAACUCCUAUGCUAAGGAGGAAAUUAAUUUUUUGUCAUUUUCUUCUGAAAAUUACUUGCUGUUACAGCUUUAUUAACAUGAUCUUUUUUCUGUGUAUCAUAGACAUUGACAGCAUCAAGUCACAAUACAGUUCAUCAGUGUUAGACAGAAUGACCUGCAAACCUAAGAAAAGUCUUGAAGAAAUUCUUCCAAAUGCACCACCAGAUGGAAUUGAUCUAUUGAAAAAACUACUUCAGUUUAACCCUGACAAGCGACUGACAGCAGAGCAGGCUUUAAGUCAUCCAUAUGUAGCAAGAUUUCACAACCCUGAAGAAGAACCAUCAAUGGACUAUGAUGUGAUUCCUGCCCUGAAUGACGAUGUUCAGUUAAGCGUGGAGGAGUAUCGUGUUAAACUUUAUGAGGUUGGUUUGAGGCUUAAUUUCAGGUUGAGUGUCACGAAAGAGUCUAGUUUUGAGGCGGGAUUGUUUAAAAAGUGACUGUAGUUAUUUUGAUAGCUUUGGACUUUUCAGUUGAAAUUUUUUGUGGUAAAUUUGUGACACAUCUUAGAUGGUAUACUCAUUAUUAACCUCUCUUUAUUGUUUUUUUGGCAGAGUAUCAUUCAGAAGAAAACCACCAUCAGAAGAAAAAGAAGGGAGAUUUUUCUUCAGGAUCAGAAGCAGAAACAUGCACAGGCUGCUGAACAAGCAAGGCAUCAGGAGAGGGAGUCUCAGCCCCUCAAACAAGUUGAAAACUACACUCAUACUUCAAGCAUCACUCAAGCACACCAACCCACACACAGCUCACCAGUCAAAUCACCUGUUCAUAGGAGUGAGGGAGUGACUGUAGCUUUUGGAAGAACUACCAAGAUACAGCACCAAAGAUCACCUUCUGCUGGAAAGAGCAUGGUGAGAAGGCACAGCUUAGAAAAUGACAGUGUAAGCACAGUUCAGUUGUCUAGUCAGCUUUUACUCUUUCCUUAACCUUCAUUUCUCUUAAUUAUUAUGUUGUAUACCUUCAAAUCACAGAAGAUUUGUUUCCUGUCCUUACAGGUUAUGUCCCCACCAAGGCAAAACCCAGCAGGACGUGCAAGGCCCAUAUCUGCACAAGUGAAGCCCAAGAACACCAUAAUCACACGUAGUAAUAGUGCUGACAAACUUCUACAAGUGACAAGUGCUCGCCUCGUAAGUUUUCAACUGAUCUAACUCCUUAUUCUCAAAUCUAAUUACCUUGCAUGCUAGUCUUGAGAACAUGUUUUUCUAUUUAACACAGUGUCCUGUAUAAAGUAUUUUACUUGUAUCACUUGUUCACUUGAAGAUAAUGUAGUCCCAUCUGUUCAUUCAUUGAGUGAGUUGAAGGGUUAGAUUAAUCAAAGCAGGAGUUGUUGUAAGAAUGAGGCUAUUCCCUUCUUUCUGUUUUAUUUGCUUGUUUUCAUUUUUACCUCUUAUUUUUUAGUUUGUGAUAUAUAUUAGUUUUCCAGUCUUCUUCCUCAUUAGUUACCCAUAUUGGUAUGGAUAGGAACUUGAUCUUGUUGCACUCUCUAAUAGUCCUUUAACCUACUAUAUAUGUGUAACUUGAAUUUCAUAAGUAACCUCCUUGUUUGGUUCUUAGGUUCCAGCUCAAAGACCUCCUUCAGCUAAAGCAAUACACAGACCAGCCAGGAAACCUGUCCCCAAUCCAAAUCUGAGUCGAUCCCCUUUUGAAAGUUAUGCACAAACACAUGGAACAAUAUCAAAAAGUUCACUAAAAUCUCUACAAUCCAGAGUUUGGUAAAUUUAUUAUCUAUAGGCUCUUUUAUAAUUGAACCGUUUUAUUGCUUGAAAUUUCUCAAUUGCUUUCCUGAGGUUAUCCACAAGGAACUUUGUACUUAAUUAAUUUAUUCAGUAUGUAAGUGUAAUAAAGAUAUAAAUCAAUUUAUGCAGACUUUGAAUUUUGCUUAGCUUCUUUUUGCCACAGUUUUAUAUGUUGGGAAAGUACUACUUUAACAAUUUUUAUGUCAAAAUUAUUGAGUUAGACAAAUUGUAAAUAAAUUAUAUCAGCAGCCAAAUGAUUGUAAAAAUUAUUGUAAAUUUCUUAAUUACCUGCUAAAUUGAAAAGUGAUCACAUCAAAGCAUUUUUUCUUAUCAGCAGUUCAGAGUAUUAUUUUGCCAUAUGACCAAUACAAUUAAAGGAAACAUCUUUUCCACCCAAUAUUUAAAUUUUGAGUUUAUUUGCAAGAUUUUGUAGAUGAUAGUAUUGAAAAUUGAGUUAGGAAACUGUGAUAUUUCAAAGAACAAUUAUUGUUUUGAGAAGUAUUUCUAUAAUAUGAUGCUUUCAUGUCAUGGUAACUUUAAAUAAUACAUUAAAUUAAGGCUACAACUCAGAAACAAAUGCUCAUACUAAGGAAGAGUUCAAUAAACUGUCAUUCUCUCUACAUUUUGAUUCUCUUUACAUUAUAUUGGCCACAACUGAAUUCAGCUAAUUUCCUUGAAAUUUCUGUGAAUAGUAAGUUAUAUUUUGGAAGAGGAAAUAUGGUAGAUUUGUACAUAUUGCUUCUGUUGCAUAUUUUUGUCUCUUGUAUAACUAUGGAAAAAGUUGAGGAUUUAUUGUCAACUGUGGAUUUGUCAAAAAUAAACUUUCAAAGCCUAGUGUUGCCUACCUAGUAGUUUGUCAAUUGAUUCUUGACUCCACCUGCUAAAAAUUGCAGGAAGAGAAAUAAGUUUCAUGUCGGUAAUGAAUUACAGUACUCAUCACCAAAGUAAUUUU
This is a messenger RNA of Pocillopora meandrina, 7256 nucleotides long. NCBI's taxonomy places the organism in Eukaryota, Metazoa, Cnidaria, Anthozoa, Scleractinia, Pocilloporidae. The record is from the annotation of a GenBank genome assembly.